Molecule: messenger RNA, 1650 nt
Organism: Galendromus occidentalis (western predatory mite)
Lineage: Eukaryota; Metazoa; Arthropoda; Arachnida; Mesostigmata; Phytoseiidae
Gene: BckdhA
Product: Branched chain keto acid dehydrogenase E1 subunit alpha
Exons: 8
Coding region: 116-1423 (435 amino acids)
Biological process (GO): branched-chain amino acid catabolic process
Cellular component (GO): oxoglutarate dehydrogenase complex
Molecular function (GO): oxidoreductase activity, acting on the aldehyde or oxo group of donors, disulfide as acceptor
Source: RefSeq, a predicted model, not a curated record
AGAUUCGGUGUUUGCAAAUAAUAUCUACGCACAGCGAUUCUCUCGCGGUACAUUUCGCGUCGAUGUACACCUAUGAAGAGAAGUUCUGUGAAGUAAGAUAAGUCAGCUGAGCGAGAUGCUCCGACACUUGGUUCGCGGCUUGGGCCUCGGGUCUCGGGUGCUCAGAAGCACUCCCGUUAUUCGGCGCGCGGGCUUCCACAGAGCCUCUGUAUACUGCAACGAUGUUGGCGGCGGAGAAAUGCUCGAAUUCCCUGGCGCUCGGACCCGCUGGACAGAGUCCCUCCAGAUGUUCAACAAGGACUCGUAUGAACCGCUCCCCGUCUACCGGGUUAUGGACCCCAAUGGGAACGUCAUCAACCCCGAACACGACCCCAAGAUCCCUGAUGCGAAACUCAUAAAAAUGUACGAAGGCAUGGUCACGCUGAACGUCAUGGACAAAAUCCUCUACGAGUCCCAGCGUCAAGGUCGGAUAUCGUUCUACAUGACGUCGUUCGGCGAAGAAGGCACACAUUUCGGCAGCGCGGCUGCUCUCGACGACAAAGAUCUCGUUUAUGGGCAGUACCGAGAGUCCGGGGUUCUCAUCUGGCGAGACUUCGGAAUCGUGGAAAUGAUCAACCAAUGCUACGGUAAUUCGUUGGACGCUGGCAAGGGACGUCAAAUGCCCGUUCAUUACGGGUCGAAAGAAAAGUCGUUUGUAACCAUCAGCUCUCCACUUACGACACAACUGCCUCAGGCUGUGGGCUCAGCGUAUGCUUUCAAACGGGCGAAGAAAAAUCUCGUUGUCAUGUGCUACUUUGGCGAAGGAGCUGCUUCGGAAGGUGACGCGCACGCUGCAUUCAACUUUGCGGCCACUCUGGAAGCGCCCGUGAUCUUCUUCUGCAGGAACAACGGUUACGCGAUUUCCACCCCGACCAAGGAUCAGUACAGAGGCGAUGGAAUCGGAGCCAGGGGACCGGCCUACGGAAUCGCGACAAUCCGUUGCGAUGGCAAUGACACAUUGGCGGUUUACAACGCUACGAAGAGAGCUCGCGAAUAUUGCCUCAAAGAGAACAAACCGGUCCUCGUAGAAGCCAUGACCUACAGACUGGGCCACCAUAGCACGUCGGAUGACUCCACGGCCUACCGGAGCAUUGACGAGGUGAAAACUUGGGAGGAGAAAGCUCAUCCUCUCGUUCGGUUCAGAAAAUUCAUAACUUCGAAAGGUCUCUGGACAGAUGAGCGUGAAGAGCAGUUCCGCGACGAAAUCAAAAAAGAGGUUUUGCGAGUCUUCCAAGAGGGCGAGCGUAUAAAGAAGCCUCCGAUCGACGUGAUGUUUACCGAUGUAUACAAAGAAAUGCCACUCCACAUCCAAGAGCAAAGAGAUCAACUUCGAGAGCAUCUCAGCGAGUUCGGACAACACUACCCGUUGGAGCAGUUCCAGUGAUUCGCAGCAUGGCGCGAAGUCUGAUCGGCUGAAGUUUGCGACGGAAACUCCGGCGUGCCCCGUCGUUCCGGCCCGUCCGAGGAGCAGACCUCACGAGCCCUCCUCUAUAUGCAUUCCUGGACUCGUCCUCGACGUCGAUCACACAGAAUUUCUUUCUUCUCCGACGGUCGUAGCUCAAUUCGUAACAAAAGGACUGUUGAACCUACUCGAAUUCGGGAACGAUUUUC